AUAGAAAUCUGAUUUCAGUUUCAGAAAGUUAUACUACGUGUCAAGGUCACGCGUCUACAUAAAACACGCGGGUUACAUAACGCGGUGCGCAAAUAAUAAUUUGUUAACAGGAUUAAAGGAGCUGUCAGAUCUUAAAGAUAUUGCUGAAAAAACGAGAUGGAAGUUUCAUCAUGCGUUCAAGAAGAAUCUACAACAGAGCCUCCACUUCAUGGAUUGAACGAAACAGAUCAAUGCCAGCCAUGCAAGCUAUCACGUAAACUAGUUUGUGCAAGCAAGUAUUGCGAUGAAUGCGAAGAACUGUUGUGCGAAGAUUGUGUAACUAACCAUGCAAAAAGAAAGGCAACAGCUUCACACAAACCGAUAAAAAUUGGCGAAAAGAAAAAUGUUAUUUCAUGCAGUCCUUGUACAGAUGAGGGAAAUAUGGUACAGGCAAUCACUUACUGUGAAGAAUGCGAGGAAUACCUUUGCAAUGACUGCACACUUUCUCAUGGGAAGAGAAAAGCAACGAGGACACACAAACCAAUAACAAUCAGAGAUAUGAAUGACAAGCUUUUAAACAAAGAUGAAACAAUUACAUUAUGUGAUCCAUGCAAAUAUAAUUUUAAAGAAAUACGUUCCCUUAAUUAUUGCAAAGAAUGUGACGAAUACUUAUGCGGAUCCUGCACAAACAGCCACAAGAACAGAAAUGCCACAAAGACACAUGAUCCAGUCCCAAGUUCAGUGCUUCAAAAGGAGGAGAAGAAACGCGAUUUUCAAAAUAGAAAGAUAUGUGAUCUAUGUCAGUUUAAAGAUAUGAAGAAAGAUGCAACAUCAUUUUGUGAUGAAUGCGAGGAGUUGCUCUGUGGAGAAUGUACGAAUCAUCAUCGCUCAAAAAAAAUCACUAGAUCAUAUGCACUUGAAAGCCAUGAAUGUGUGGAAUAUAUCAUCAUCGUAUGUGAAGUAUGCGAGCUAGAGGAUAAAGAAGCUGUCAUGUAUUGCAACUCAUGUGACGAAGCGCUCUGUGACGAUUGUGGGCAGAUACAUAAAAAUCAAAUUGCGACAAAAACUCAUCCCAUUGACUCAAUACCAAGCAGGAAGCUAGAACGGAUAGUAAAAUGUGACUCCUGUAGUGAAGGUUUUAUAAGAGCAGUAAAGUAUUGCACAAAUUGUGCAGAAAACUAUUGUGGUGAUUGUGUACGUGUCCAUUCAAAACAAAAGAUGACAAAGGAUCAUACACUCGUCAAUCCUGUUUCAGGCAGUAAAAAUAAAAAUGCCCAAAUGAAAGAAGUUGCCUUAUGCAAGGGUUGCAGCGAAAGCAAAAUCCUAAUGAAAUAUUGUACUGUGUGUGAACAUGGUUUGUGCGAGCAAUGCUGCGAGAUACAUGGGCGUAGUAAAUUUACUAGUUCCCAUGAGCUGAAGGAAUCUGACGAUAUUGAAGAAAUGAACUGCGACUCCUGCAAAUCACCUGGAUCAGCGGAAUACUACUGUGAGCAAUGUGACGAAUUAUUUUGCACAAUUUGCAAUAAGCAGCAUCAGCGUUCAAAGACAGCAAGAGACCAUAAAACAAUCGCAGCCAAAGAUGGUCUUAUUAAACGGAGAGCCCAACAACACAUCAUAGAUGAAACUAUGCAGUAUAGGCAAGAUGGAGGAAAGUCAAAUAACAGGAUUGAACAGGGAAUUGAAUUAAGAAAAAAGGAUUGUCCAGGAAAACCAAGAUCGUCAGAUGCACGUGCAGAUACAAUAACGCUAUCGUGGGAUCCACCUUCAACAUUCGGGGAUGAUGACUAUUAUCAAGUCAGUUAUAAAGAUCUUGAUCAUGAGAAAAAAUGGAAAAUUUUUCAAGGCGAGUAUAAGUCUUCAACUGCCGUCCUCAGCGAUCUAAAGUCGAAUACAGCGUUUAGUUUCCGAGUUCGGGUAGUAUAUGAGGAUUGUGAGGGCCCUUACAGCGAUGAAAGUGAUAAAAUAUUUACGACAGAUUCACCAGCUUCAAGAAUAUUGAAAUUUUCGGUUCUGAAGGAGAAAGGAAAUCCGUCGCCUUCAAAGUAUGCAUUGCCAAUAACUGAAUUGAGGUCAGCAAGAAAUGACAGAGCGAAGACAAAGAAAUUUGAACUAGGUGCACCACCAGUACUCGGUGGAAAUUCAAAGACGAUUAUGUUGGUAGGCGCAACUGGUACAGGGAAAAGCACAUUAGUAGAUGGAAUGGUAAAUUAUGUUUUAGGUGUGAAUUGGGAAGAUCCUUUCAGAUUUACUGUAAUUGAUUUAGAGAAAGAGGAAAUGGACAGAGAGAAAAACCAAGCUCUCAGUCAAACAGAAUGGAUAACUUGUUACACAAUUAACCCAGAGAAAGGAAGCCGUUUUAAGUAUCCAUUGAAUAUCAUUGAUACACCAGGCUUUGGAGAUACAAGAGGACUGAAAAGAGAUCAGGAAAUUGUCCAACAAAUCAGAGAAUUAUUUUCUGAAAAAGAGCCAAAGGGUGUCACAUUCAUAGAUGCGGUCUGUUUCCUCAUCAAAGCUCCAGAUGCCCGUCUUACAGCUAUCCAAAGCUAUAUUUUUCAGUCGAUUAUGUCACUUUUUGGUAGAGAUAUUGAAAACAACAUAUGUUCUCUUGUAACCUUUGCUGAUGGCAUUGACCCACCUGUUUUAGCUGCUUUGAGAGAAUCAAAAUUGCCUUUUGGUAAGAGCUUCACAUUCAAUAAUUCCGGUUUAUUUGCCAAGAAUUCAGAAAUCAGUUCCGCUAGUUUGUCCCCAAUGUUUUGGGACAUGGGAUUGAAAAGCUUUCGCGCAUUUUUUGAUCACUUGGAGCAGGUAGAAACAAAAAGUCUUCAAUUGACGAAAGAUGUUCUUGAUGAGCGUUCUCAGCUAGAAGCAACAGUUAAAAACUUGCAGCCACAACUUGACGCAGGACUUUCAAAAGUAAAUUGUAUGAAGCAGGAGAUACAGAUUAUUGAGCAAAAUAAAAACUUGAUAAAAGAUAACCAAAAUUUUGAGUAUGAGGUAGAAGAAACGCAACAAAAAAAGAAAGAAUUACCCCGUGGACAGCAUGUCACUAACUGUACAGAGUGUCAUUUCACUUGCCAUGAUAAUUGUGUAUUCGCUAACGACGACGAAAAGGCCAGAUGUUGUGCAAUGGGAAGCGAUGGCAAAUGUAAGAUAUGUCCAGACAAUUGCCACUGGUCGAAACAUGCUAACACACCGUAUAUAUUUGAGUUUGUCAAUGUCAAAGUGAAGAAAACAUAUGCAGACAUGCAAAAAAAGUAUCAUGAGGCAACAGGAAAACUUUUGUCACAAGAACAAAUUGUAGAAAAGCUUGGGGAAGAACUUAAUGAUUUACUAGAUGAUAUUGAAGACAUGAUGCUUCAUAUAAAAAUUUGCAAUGAGCGUUUGAAGGAAAUUGCACUUAGACCAAACCCAUUAACAAUGACAGAGCACAUUGAUUUGAUGAUAGAAAACGAAAAGCUCGAAAAGAAAGACGGAUUCAUGCAGCGAAUAAAUAUCCUUAAUGACUUCAGGAAAAAGGCUCAGAUUUCUAAAGAUGUGGAAAACUUUGGCAAAGAAGCUCGAUCGGCCCUAGGAGCUGUUGGAAAGAAGAGGAAUAGAGAUACAAAAUCUAUAUUAGCAAGAAUCGGGGCAUGGUUUACAAAGACAAAUUAGUCAAUGAAAGACAUAAAAGUAGUUAUAUUAUCCCAAUAUAAGUAGUUAAUCGGUCUCUUAAUGUAUUACUUAUGAUAACAUUAAUGUUUGUUUGAAAAUUAAAACAUCCAUCUGUCUUAAAGGGACUCGACUCCUCUGACGUUUUGGCAUGGCUUGACUGAAUACUAGUGAUAAUUUUUCAAGAUUAAUAUUCCAUUUGAUGUUGGACUAUAUAACUUGAUAUGACCGAUAACUUGUGUCCAAAAUUUCAGAUCAUUCGCCGAAAUUAAAUUUUAUAUCUUUGGCUUUUGGACCUCAGUUGAAUUCCGUUUAAAACUACUUCAUUACACUGAAGGGCUGAAGGGCUGCAUUACACAGUUUAGCCUCUAAACCAUGUCAAAUGCUUUAGAUAAAGGAAAUGUGACGGUAACUCCGAAAUUUUUGUGCCCCCACUAUAGGGGGGGGGGUUUGAUUUACUCUUGUCCGUCCUUCCGUCUGUCCGUACAAACCAGAGCUACAUUAUGGGUUUUGGUCUAUUGUUCUCAUAACAAUAGAUGUCUUUGAUGUCAUUCAUUCCGGUUCUCUUGUGGGGUUAUUUUCUGCAUUGUGGGGUUAAAAAGAACAAAAGAAAUAACAAAAGAAAACCCCAUAAUGUAGCUCUGGUAAGAACGUCCGUCCGUCCUUCCGUCCGUCCGUUCUCUUUUUGUGUCGCACGUAGCUCAAAAAGUAAUUGACCUAGAGUCAUGAAACCUUACCGGACUGUUGAUCAGCAUAUGUAAUUGUGCACCUGGGUAUUUAUUUUUGUGUGGAAUUAUUUAGUAUUUUUAGAGUUAUUGCCCUUGAAUUAGUAAAAAUUUGCAAUUUUCAACUUGUGUCGCACGUAACUCAAAACAUAUUUGACCUAAAGUCAUGAAACCUUACAGAAAUGUUGAUCAACAUGUGUAGUUGUGCACCUGGGUAUUUUUGUGUGGAUAUAUGUAGUAUUUUUAGAGUAAUUGCCCGUGAAUUAGUAAAUAUUUGCAAGUUUCAACUUGUGUCGCACAUAACUCAAAAAGUAUUUGACCUAGAGUCAUGAAACCAGAAAACAGUUUAAAGGUGAAAAAUGAAUAUAUAUCUUUAAACAGAUUUUGUUAAUAUCUCAUUUCAUGUAAUUGACUUUUUUCUUUAUAUUUUAAUAUUUACAAUAAAAUUGCUUCUAUGUAAAUUUUGUUCUUAUAAAGUUAAAGUUUACAUUGAGCUAUGAGUGCACACAUGAAAGUUGAUAUAUUUUUGCGUCUGUAUUAUUAUGCUUUAAAAGUAUCGAUGUAUGUUUAUAUAAACUUAAAUGCAAUAGUCACAAUCAGAUAAAACGAUCUUGCAUUUAUAAUUUUGCUUUAUUAGAUUUUUCUCAUAUACAUUGUGCUUGUAGAAAUAUUUUCAUAUAAAGAAACACCUACGACAUCCCAUCCUUUUGCUGCCCAGCUUAAUGUUUUUGUUUCGUAAUUUAGCAGGCUGUUGUUAAAUAUAUUACUAUACAUUGAUGCUUUUUUCGGUCUAUUAGGUUUCGAUCAAUAAUUUCGAUAUAGCUGUUAUAUCAAAUAAAUGUUGCAUUAAGCAUCGAAAGGUAGUGUCUCUCAUGUCCUCACUUAUCUUCAUUAUUUUGAUAAUUAUUGAACAGUAUGUUAAUUUGUUAUCUUGGUACAGGUAGCACAAAUGUAUGUAAACAAAUAUUCUACAUGUACUAAAUAAUUAAAUCUUACUUUAGUCAGAAGUCAGUAGUCUUGGCCUUAUUACUGACACUAAAUAUUUGUAUUUGUUAACUAUGUUUACUUGUUAUCAAAAUACAUUUGUGUAGUUUCAAAGAAUAAUUACAAUGUUAUUAAUAUUUGACGAGUUUAUUGGCUGGCAUACUACUGUAUAAUGUUUGUUGAAUUGUCAUAGUUUUGAAUAUAUGUGUGGUAUUUAUGUAUCUUUAUUCAUGCAAUGGAGGAAUAAUAGAUAUAUUCUAAAGAUAUAUUCUAUAUAAAAUAUUAAUAACAUAUACUUUCUUGCUUGUUUAAAUUGCGCGAAAAUCGUUUUAAUAGUGCUAAAUGUUUGUGAAAGGAAAAUAAUGCUGCAUAAAGGGUUUUUUGUCUAAGUAUAUCUUUAAUAGUAGGCGGUUUGUUUAUCCUAGUCUAAAUAUUGUGAUUUAUAAGAGUGCAUAGAUUCAUUAUCUUUGCUGUCAACUAUAUGAAAUAAAAGCAUAGGAUACGA
Messenger RNA from Ruditapes philippinarum (Manila clam), 5841 nucleotides. RefSeq lists its product as uncharacterized. The record is from RefSeq and is a predicted model, not a curated record. Gene Ontology annotation, molecular function: zinc ion binding; GTP binding; protein binding. The coding region runs from base 157 to 3630 and encodes 1157 amino acids. The transcript is spliced from 6 exons. Lineage: Eukaryota; Metazoa; Mollusca; Bivalvia; Venerida; Veneridae.